AUGAGCAUUGAUUGGGAAGUUGAUCACUAUCCUAAAACGAACCAGGGACCGGGGCUUGCUGGAAAUUCCUUGAAAGUUGACGGUAAAAAUCUUAAAAAAUAUCCGUGGAUUUCUUCCUCUUGUUACCAAAGAAGAGAUUUAAUGACGAAAUAA
Molecule: messenger RNA, 153 nt
Organism: Funneliformis mosseae
Lineage: Eukaryota; Fungi; Glomeromycota; Glomeromycetes; Glomerales; Glomeraceae
Source: the annotation of a GenBank genome assembly